This is a messenger RNA of Akanthomyces muscarius, 3258 nucleotides long. RefSeq lists its product as uncharacterized. The transcript has 3 exons. The record is from RefSeq and is a predicted model, not a curated record. Gene Ontology annotation, biological process: monoatomic cation transport. Gene Ontology annotation, molecular function: metal ion binding; ATP binding; ATPase-coupled monoatomic cation transmembrane transporter activity. Lineage: Eukaryota; Fungi; Ascomycota; Sordariomycetes; Hypocreales; Cordycipitaceae. Bases 1 to 3258 code for a protein of 1085 amino acids. Gene Ontology annotation, cellular component: membrane.
AUGGGCGCCGACUGCUGUUCUAGCGACCCAAAGCAGGACGCCCCGUCCUGCAGUGGUCCAUCCACCACAACUCACGACCAUGGCACUGCUUCUCACGAUCACGGCCAUGAGCAUGCCCAUGCUGACAACAACGGCCACUACGGACAUGAUCAUGACCACGCCCGUGCUGACCACGGCCACGACCACGACCACGGCCAGGCUGCUACCCAGGAGCAUGCGCACUGUGUCGAUGAAGACGAUUGUGCUACCAAAGGCGAGGUCUGUGAUGACGAUGAGUGCUGCGACACCGACGACGCCUGCAGCUCCGAGACCUUGAUUUGCUGCGACACCGAUGUCGAGCACUGCGAUGAGAAGUGUAUCAUCGCUGUUGCUGCUAUCGAGUGCGAAAAGGCCUGCGAGAGCGAGGGAGAAAUUCCCGAUGCCCAUCUCGUCCACCGACACAACCACGAUGCUUCUGGCCGCCACCCUGCUACUGCUUGCAAUGAUCACCUGACCAAGGCUUUUGACCAGUACGCAGCUUACCUUGACUCUGCUCGCUGCGUUUGCCGCAAUGUUCUCGAGCGUGGAUGGGGCAAGACCUGCUGUAGCACCCAGCCCCAGAAGAAGCCCAUGCGCAAGCGAUCUGUUGCCACUGCUACCUCUUUCACCUCGCCCCGCGUCCAGCAGACUACUCACCACCACCAUGGAAUGAAGCGUCGUAAUAAGAAGCCGCCUUCCCGUCGUGCGUCCGACAAGGACUCUUGCUGUGGUGACGGGGAGGACAAGGACUCGCGCUGUGGCGCUGACUCGCACAACGAAAAGCCGACCCCCAAGACUCCCAAUGUCAACGCUAGCGAUCUCGAAAAGGCUGAUGGACUCGAGCACUUGGCCCUCCACGUCGAGGGUAUGACUUGCUCCGGAUGUGGAAACAAGAUGGACAAGGGUCUUCGAGGCCUACCCGGCGUCUCCAACGUUCGAGUUAACUUUGUCAUGGGCCAGGCCGAAUGCAGCAUCGAUUCGUCCAUCACGACUCCCGAUGAGGUCAUCAAAAAUGCCGAACGUGCUACAGGAUUCAAAUGCACUAAGCUUUCCAGCGAUGACCAAGCUCUUGACAUUCUUGCCUCAGGUUCAGUGGCUAAAGGCCUCCUGGACCUCGAUAUACCUGGUGUCACAGAUGCAUCUCUCAUCAACAAGAAAACUGUCCGAAUCAACUACGAUCCGACUAUUAUUGGGGCCCGAGACCUUCUUUCAAGACUCCCACCCGGUAUUGAAGGACUUGCACCCCCCCGAGAUGACCCUUCGGUGUCCAGCGGUCGCAAGAGGUUGUAUGAUCAGUUGAUCAAGACCCUUCUUGCCGCUGCUUUUACAAUUCCUGUUUUGGUCCUGGCCUGGGGUCAUGAUGUGGUGGAAGAGCCCACCAAAGCCAUUAUCUCUCUUGCACUGGCUACUGUCGUACAGACUAUCGCUAUACCUGACUUCUAUCGCCCUGCCCUCUCCUCUCUCAUCUAUAACGGUGUCGUUGAGAUGGACAUGCUCGUGGUCAUCAGUAUCACUGCCGCCUAUCUUUACUCUGUUGUUGCUUUCGGGUUCCGCAUAGCCGGCCAGCCCCUCGAGACUUCCGAGUUCUUUGAAACUAGCACACUGCUCAUUACUCUUGUCAUCCUCGGCCGCCUGGUCGCCGCCUUUGCCCGUGUCCGUGCUGUUCAGGCAGUCUCUCUUCGAUCGCUUCAGGCCAGCUCUGCUGUUAUCGUGGAGGAUGGUCAGGAUAAGGAAGUCGAUGCCAGACUUUUGCAGUAUGGAGACAAGUUCAUGGUCACCCCACACACGGCUGUUCCCACUGAUGGCGUUGUCAUCAGCGGAUCCAGCGACGUCGACGAAUCCAUGUUGACUGGCGAGGCUGUUCCGGUCUUCAAAAAAGAAGGAGAUGAACUUAUUGCCGGUACCGUCAAUGGAACCGGUACCAUUGUUGCUCGAUUGACCCGCCUCCCGGGUAAAAAUACUGUCACUGAUAUUGCCCAACUCGUCGAGGACGCUGCCAACUCCAAGCCCCCUCUGCAGGAUGCCGCCGAUCGCGUUGCUAGCUGGUUUGUCCCUAUCGUAACGACAGUUGCCGUCAUUGUUAUUAUUGCUUGGGUUGUGGUCGGUCUCAAGGUCCGCCACUACAAUGGUGGCCAGGCCAUUGCCAACGCAAUUACCUAUGCUGUCGCCACUCUUGCUGUUUCUUGCCCCUGCGCUCUUGGUCUGGCCGUCCCCAUGGUUUUGGUUGUUGCUGGUGGUGUCGCCGCCAAAAGCGGUGUCAUUAUCAAGUCAGCUGAGUGCACCGAACGCGCCCGUAAGGUCACUGACGUCGUAUUUGACAAGACUGGCACCAUCACCGAGAGCGAUCUUGAUGUUAUGGCGACGGAGUUCUUUGGCGGCGAUGAAGAGCUGGCGACUGCCAUUACCAAACCCCUCGUUGCUGGUAAUAACCACCCCGUCUCCCUCGGUGUCGCCAAAUACCUUGAGAGCCGUGCUACCAAGGCCGUCACUGCAACCGACGUCCAUGUUAUACCCGGGGCUGGUGUUGAAGCUGUCUUUGACGGUGACGUCAUCCGUGCCGGAAACCCCAAAUGGACUGGAACCGAUGACGAACGCUUCAUCAAUAACCUCAAGGAACAGGGUCUGACACUUCUUGUGAUUACCCGCAACUCCAAGCCCAUUGCCGCCUACGGUCUCCGAACUCGUCUCCGUGCCGAAUCCAACAAGGUUAUCGAACAGCUCACUCGUCGUGGUAUCAAUGUCCAUAUUGUCUCUGGUGACUUGCAGCAGGCGGUCGAGGCUGUUGCUAGCCAGGUCGGAAUCCCUAAUAUCGCAGCGCAGCGCACCCCGUCCGAGAAGCGUGAUUAUGUUGCGGCUCUCAUGGAAGAAGGAAAGAAUGUCAUGUUUGUCGGAGACGGCACCAAUGACGCCGUGGCUGUUACCCAAGCCAACGUCGGAGUCCAAAUUGCCAGCGCCGUCUCUGCCAGCGAAGUCACCCGUGGUGCCGCUGACGUCGUUCUCCUCAAAGGCCUCGAGGGCAUUCCCUUUGUCAUUGAAAUUAGCCGCGUCAGCUUCCGCCGCAUGAUGUUCAACUUCAUCUGGUCUGCCAUCUACAACGUUCUCGCCAUUUUGCUUGCCUCGGGCGCCAUGGUCAAGGUCCGCAUCCCGCCUGCCUACGCUGGUCUUGGCGAGAUUGUCAGCGUCCUGCCAGUCAUUUUCGCAGCCACGACCAUGCUUCUGACCAAGAUCAAGACCGACUAA